AUGCAUUUCAAGGCACGUAUUUCCAGUUGUUCUCUAUUUAAUUUGUAUUUUUGUAAACCAGAUGAAAAACAAGUUUGUGAAAGGUACGAUUUUACGACCACUGCCGAAGUAAGUGAUGGUGAUGAGGAUCAUGAAGUAUGUAGGAAAGAGAAUUUAAUUCUAAGGAAAAAGAGUCGAAAAGGAAAACAAAUCGUGUAUUCGUCAGACAAUAAUUCUGAUAGUGACGGUGGAAAUGCUAACUCUAUUUCAGAUUUCCCACCUCCACCAAAGAAAUUUAUUUCAGCAACGAACGAUUCGAGCAUCCAUUUCACGUCGAUGAUUCCAAGAACACCACUGUCAAGAUCGAGAAGCCCUCUUCGAGAAAAACCGAAUAGCAGUAACAGACCACGGAACAAACAACACAAUGAGCUUGUCACAAUGAACAAACACUUCUCUUCAUCAUCAUCCAAACACAUUCUGCAUCGAACUGCAAAAGAAAGUCAAGACCCAGAAUGCGUUCGAGAUCGAAAACAAGAUCAAGGACGAGGUCCAAACCUUCUCAGUCAGAGGAACAAAGUUUAUCUGGAAAGAAAAAGACCCCAGAAUACCUUAGAUCCAACGAUGGACCAUUACUUUCGGGAGCUGCAGAUAUUCUGGCAUCAAUAUUCCCUGAUGCAACAAGAAGAUCACGAUCAAAAACCAAGUCUAGAUCACGAUCAAAAACAAGAUCUAGAUCGACUUCCCGAUCAGAAAGAAAUGACAGAACGAGAUCACGAUCGACGACAAGCACCAGGGGUAAGAAGGGAAAGUUUCGCUGAAAAUACUAUCCCAGAAAAACAGCAUGAGCGAAGUUUUGGUAUUGAAAACACCGUUGCUAGGAGUAACAGUGGAUUCCCCAUAUCAGAAGCAAAAUUUCAAAGGAGAGUUUUGCAGCUAUUAACCGAAAUUCGUAACUCGGUUGCCCAAGUGGGAAAAAGAUGUUCUCCUGCCAAUUCUGCAGUUCAUAUCGAUCAGGCAACGAGCUUGGAGGAACUGAUCGCAUUAGAAAGCAGCCUUGCUGAUAAAGACACCAGAGAUGUAUUGUUAUCACGAAUCAUUGAUAUCGGAGGACUGAACGUCAGAGAGAAUGUCCGCAAUGUAAUGCACAGAUUGAUGAAUAAUGAAGUUAUGGCAUCAAUGAACAUGAAGGGAAAGGGUUCGAAAUAUGCGUUUGGGUCUACCAAAGUAUUUCAAGCUGUUGUAGAAUGUGUGGUUAAAAAUCAAAAAACGUCAGAAGCGGAGGUGAAGCAAGCUGUACAGCAACUGCUGAAAUACGCGCCAGAUAGGCAAGGAGGAGGUGGACGAAAAGACACCGCUUAAAUUUUGAAAACAAAACACUUAAAUAAAAUUUACUU
This is a messenger RNA of Dendronephthya gigantea, 1373 nucleotides long. RefSeq lists its product as uncharacterized. The record is from RefSeq and is a predicted model, not a curated record. The transcript is spliced from 10 exons. The coding region runs from base 1 to 1338 and encodes 445 amino acids. NCBI's taxonomy places the organism in Eukaryota, Metazoa, Cnidaria, Anthozoa, Malacalcyonacea, Nephtheidae.